UGUAUACCAGAAUAAGACAUAUAAAUUGGGCUCUAAAAUCAACAUUGCUGACAUAUGUCAAAUGUGCUGGUGUCGAGGCCGAUUCAGUCCACAGAUGCAGUGUAGAACAAGAGAAUGUCCUCAAACAGAAAUUUCUGAUGGAGAUAAUUGUCAUCCACUCUAUGAAAAAGACAGAUGUUGUCCAGUAGGAUAUAAAUGUGUUGCUGCAACAGAUGAAAAUGAUGAAACUCAAGAAAAAAGAAUAUGUGAAUACAAUGGUGUAUUUUAUCCUUUGGGAGCUAGAGUAUAUCCAUCGUAUGAUCCUUGCCUGAUAUGUGACUGUGUCUUAAACGAUAAUGGUGAUAAUGAAUUACAUUGCCACAAACAAGACUGCUUGUUUGAAAGGUAUAAAUCAAAGAUAGAUGCUGGAUGUGUACCCGUUUAUCAUGAAAAGAAGUGUUGUCCAGUUGAAUUUCAUUGCCCUGAAACAAAAACUUUAAAUUAUACAGUUAUGGAGAAUGAUGAUGCAUUAAAUGAAAGCGAUGUACAGUCUGGUGAUCAUUGCAUUUUUUCUGGAAAAUUCUAUAAGAUUAAUGCUGAAUUUGCAGUGAGUAAUCCAUGUAUAAAAUGCAAAUGUCUAGUUCCUCCUGAUUUUACAUGUAUUCAUCAGUCAUGUCCUCCUCCUCCAAAUGCUAAAAAUUGUUAUGCUUCAAAGACUACAGGCCAGUGCUGUCCAUAUUAUGAAUGUCUGAUUGGAGAUAAUGAUGCUAAUUAUGACUGGGAUGACGUUGUAACUGAAAUUGUUUGUCCAACUCCAUUAUGUGCUGAUGAAUCUUGCCACAUUGGAAUUCCUGAGGGUCAUAAGUGUCCAACUUGCAUCUGCUCAGCCCAGAUUAUACCAACAACAUUCCUGGAUAUAAAUUCCUCUAAUAGCGAAAAUGCUACAUAUCCUGAAGUUGACAACAAGGAAGGUAUUGAAAAGAAUGAUGAAGAACUUAAAAGCAAAAAUUUGACGAACUUUCAAGAUAUGGAAGAAUUACUUAGUAAUCAAAUUGCUGAGAAAGACUUUGAGAAAAUACGCGAAGAUUUCGAAAUUUCUGAUAAUCAUUCUUCAGGUCAUUUUCAAAGGAUGGUAAGGCAAGAACAGGACCAAUCAGUUUUAAAUCAACAACAACAACAACAAGAGCUUAAUUCUGAUACUGAAUUAGAACGUGAGCCAUUUUCUGAAGAUCAGGAUGAAUAUGAUGCUGAAUUACAAAGCUUCCAAAAAAGCAAAAAAAAUGAAAAUACAGAUAACAUUUUAGGUCAUAGUACUGAACCAAUUUCAAGUGAAUUAGUUCCAGAUGGCUGUCCAACACCUAUAUGUGAAAAUUCUACUUGCCGUAUAUUGAUUCCAGCUGGUGAACAUUGUCCAACUUGUGUUUGUGAAAGUAGAGGAGAUCGUCAGCCAUAAUGACUACCUGAAGAUGUAACACGUAAAAUGAAUAUAAAAACGGAAGUUUGUAAAGGAGAAGUGGCAAGCUGCAAGAACUUUCAUAAAGCAUUUUAUCAUAUGUUACAUUACAAGAAAGAAUGAUAAGAAAUUUUGUAUAGAAUUUAUAAUUUUUAAGAGAAAGGAAGAAUAUGCAUCAAAAAAUGGAAAUUAGCUUAUAUUUUCAUCAAAUAUCAAAAGUACAAUAUUCAUAUUCAGUUGUCUCUAUUUUGUGCUUGAUAAUGAUUAAAAUUAAAAAUAUAUUUAAUAAUAAAAAUUUGUACUCGUGAUGUAUUGAAAUCACUAACACAGAUCAAAAUUUUAUCUGUAAGCACAUAGUCUGUAGCAAAUUAAGUACUAUGUGUACUGAAAGUUAUCAGAUUGUAAAUGAAGUGUUUAUUAUUGUAUUAUAUAUUUAUUUUUGUAUUCAGAAAAAAGUAGUGCAUAGGAUGUUCUCAGUAAUAAAUUACUAUACUCAAAUUUUUUUAACCAACCAUGAGUAUUUUGAUAAUUCCAUCUAAAUGAUACUAUCUUGUGAAUAAUAAAAGGUGACCAAUUAUAAACUGUUGUAAAGCAAAAUGAUUAAACAUUUGAGAAGGAAAGACUAGUAAAAGUAGAAAACCAAAAAUUGCAUAUUUCUUUCCUGAAUCCCAUGCAUGAAAUAUAAUUUCAUUAGUGUGCAUAUACAUUGUCAGCCAAAAGUGUUUAAUGAAACUUUACCACGAAUUAAUUUACCUUGUAAAAUGUAAAAUACCUUCAGCAAUAAAGUGAUUUUUCAGUAAUGUAA
Stegodyphus dumicola is the source of this 2237-nucleotide messenger RNA. RefSeq lists its product as uncharacterized. NCBI's taxonomy places the organism in Eukaryota, Metazoa, Arthropoda, Arachnida, Araneae, Eresidae. Gene Ontology annotation, molecular function: protein binding. The record is from RefSeq and is a predicted model, not a curated record.